This is a messenger RNA of Rhopilema esculentum, 1819 nucleotides long. The record is from RefSeq and is a predicted model, not a curated record. Lineage: Eukaryota; Metazoa; Cnidaria; Scyphozoa; Rhizostomeae; Rhizostomatidae.
UCGAAGUUUGAAAUGAUUUAUGAUUGAUUGUGAUGAUUUAUGAAUUAUGAUGAUCAAUCUUUUGUUAUGAUAAUUUAUGAUUGAUUAUGAUAAUUUAUGAUUGAUUAUGAUAAUUUAUGAUUGAUUAUGGGGCUUGUCGCUUAUGAACACAUUGCUUGUUGAUAACUAAAGCAUUAUUUAGGUUAUUUUUAGUCCAUUAAACUUUCUUUUGGGCGAUUUUAUUGCGUUGGGAUUUUAUUUCAUGGGCUUUAAGCACGGGGAAUUCACCUCAAAAUUUGAAUUAGACAAUGUGUCCACCUGAAGCCAACAACAACAGCUUCGCCAAUGUACAAAGAAUAAGAAAAACAGUUUCGUUUUGUGGAAUUUGAGCUUGACCAAAUAGGAGUCUAGGACUUCAUUUUACGUUUUAAAUGGCUUCUCUAGCAAAAAGAGUUUUUGUAUUUGGUGGAGGGGUCGCAUCGUCGUUGUUUUUGUUCAAUGCAGUCGACAGAAGGUUUUACGAAAAGAGGGAAAGUAAACAUACUUUGCAGGCUGAAGGAUCAAUGACGAAGAAUCAUGAUCUGCAGCUCAAGGAAGUGAUAAUUCUCACAAGACAUGGGGCCAGGACGCCCUUCAGAUUUAUUCCGAAUUAUGAACCUGCCACAUGGCCUCUUGAAGACCUUGCAGAUUUGGAACACACAUUGAUCAAUUACACUGUCAAAAGUUUAGAUUUUGGGAGCAAGCCAGAAUCGACGAUCGAUAACGCUCACGGCAGCAGGGCUAGAUUGAAAGGUGGCUCACCCGUGGCUCAGCUGACCAAGAUUGGCCAGGAGCAGAUGUUUCAACUUGGAAGAUCAUACAGAAAAAAAUACAUUGAAGAACUUGGCUUUCUCUCGCCAGAAUACAACAAUGAAGAAUUGUACGUUCGAUCCACUAACAUGAAAAGAACAAUUUCCUCAGCUAGAUGUGUGUUAUCAGGACUGUAUGGAAGCACCAAGCCAAACGAUCCAAUUCCAAUCUUCACGACUGAAAGCGAGAACGAGGCUCUGUUUCCAAAUUUCUUCUUUUGCGCUAAUCUCAAGCAGUGGAGUAAAGUUGCCAUGACAACGUGGGAUGAAAUACCAGGUCUUGCUGAGUUUUACGAUGCUGUUGCUAAGGAACUUGGGGUUGACAGAAAGAAGGAAGAGUUUAGUGUCUUAGGCCUCAAGGAAAAUAUGGGCUCAAGAGCUGCAAAAGAUGCACCGAUACCUGAAUGUUUAAUAAAACGAAAAGAUGAGAUCGAGUCCUUUGCCGUAGCCUAUCAAAUGCGAGUACUUGUUGGAACAGGGAAAAGCAAGGAAAUUUCACGAAUGUCUGUGGGUGGAUUCAUGGAAGCAAUGUGUUCGCAGAUAGAAGACAAAGUUCGUCACAAAAGUGAUCUGAAGUUUGUGCUUUAUUCCGGACACGAUAUGACAAUGAUGACAAUGUUGUAUGUGCUUGGCGUCUAUGACUUUAAAUGGCCUAAAUAUGCAGCUGAUGUCAAGAUUGAGCUCUACCAAGACAAGAAUCAAGACUGGUUUGUGAAGCUUCUUUACAACGACAAGGAUCUGACACUGCCAGGGUGUGGAACGCCUGUUUGUCCUCUUUCAAGGUUUUUGGAACUUUGUGAGCCAUAUCGUGUGAAAGACUGGUAUGCAGAAUGCGGCAUCAAAGGAGAAGGGGUAAAAGAGAAUGUCCCUACUGGUAUUAUGUAGACAAAAACUGCCAUGAUGGGCCACAAUGGUAUCAAUAUUAAAUCUGGCGUGCAUACUGCAAAGUACUUUGAAUGGUGAUACCAUCACGUACAUUACAUCUUAUGAAU